Molecule: messenger RNA, 2439 nt
Organism: Chelmon rostratus (copperband butterflyfish)
Lineage: Eukaryota; Metazoa; Chordata; Actinopteri; Chaetodontiformes; Chaetodontidae
Product: vesicle-associated membrane protein 8-like
Exons: 3
Coding region: 160-528 (122 amino acids)
Biological process (GO): SNARE complex assembly; vesicle-mediated transport; vesicle fusion
Cellular component (GO): plasma membrane; SNARE complex
Molecular function (GO): syntaxin binding; SNAP receptor activity
Source: RefSeq, a predicted model, not a curated record
ACAACCAGGAAGUUGAACGGAGGAGGAAACGUAUUCACUUUGGAGGAGCAUCAAACUCGAGUCUUUAAAGAGGAUUUAUAAAGGUUUUAAGUAACAGCGCCAACUUUACAGAAAGUCGACCCAUCAGGUCUGCGGUCAAAGGGCGCUGUCUCCAACAGGAUGGACAUUGAUCCGGAGCGGGGAGGAGUGGCGGCAGAGCCGGUGCCACAGGACAAGGUGCAGGCCUUGAGGGAUCAGGUAGAUGGAGUGAAAAACAUCAUGACGCAGAACGUGGACCGGAUCCUGGCCCGAGGAGAGAGACUGGAUGACCUCAUGGACAAGUCAGAGGACCUGCAAGCAGGGGCUCAGCACUUCAAGCAGACGUCUCAGAAAGUGGCUCGCUCCUACUGGUGGAAAAACGUCAAGCUGAUCGUGGUCAUAGUGGUGGUCGUCCUCGUCAUCGUCCUCAUCAUCAUCCUGCUGGCCACCGGAGUCAUCCCUGUCAGUUCCCCGGUGCCUCCUUUGGUCAAUCCCACCCCCAAGCCCUAAACACACACACAAAUAAUGUACAUACAGACAUAUUAAAUCAUAAACAAACACAUUCCUAUUGCACAGUAUACAAAGUAAUAUAUAGACUCAUUCAAAUCACUGCUGUCUGGUGAAACCGUUAUUACUUCUGAGUUAGUUUUUGGCAGUUACUGGUGUCUUUCUUGCUUAUAUUGGAACUCAAGGACUUCACGCUUUGGUUUAAGGAACUUUAAUGACACAGAAGCUUUUGAAACUCUUUGAAAUUCCAGCUUAGCCAUUUUUGAAUUUGUGAGAAAUGAAACAAAAGUCAGAGGAAGGCCUGAGGUCUUCACCCGACAGCAGCAAAAACGGUCACUGUUCGCGACGAAUGCUUCGUAUCGCCACGUCAGCUCUGCGUGGUUUAUCUGUUUCACCACCAACGGUUCUAUCAUCGUGGUAACAAGGAAGUCCCUUCAAUGUGUGUAGAUGGAAAUAAUGUGUGUGGCAUUCUCUCGCCUCUUACUAGACAUCAUGUUUGUCUUGAAUGUUAUCAUGUACGUGCACCUUUUACAAAGGACAGUCUGUGUAGUUUAAAAGAUGUAAAAUGCAGUCUUUACAAGAGAUCAGGCAGCACUGUUUGACUUUUUCUGUUGCUGACAUUGGACAAAUGCACCAAACACAAAUCUGUAACAUUUUUGGGUCACACUAUAUUUAAUGAAGGCUGCGUUGUCUAAUGGAUAUGUAUGUUACCAUCUGUACCACCUUUCAAAGUGCUUCCAGCUUCUUUGAAGUGAGACAGUCUAGAAAAAAAAACAUUUGAUUGAAAUUCUAUUUAAAUUUGUCAGAUAGUUAUUGAGUUAUCAGCACUGCUUUAAAUCUUUUGAAAAUAUUGUCAUCAGCUCCUUAUUGGUGCUGAGGGUUAAUGUUUGAGGAGAGGUUUGUACUCUGCCGAUGGUACACAGUCAGAACUGAAAAGUUAUGCGGUUACUCUACUCUGCUACUCAAAGAUAACACAAAAUUGUAUAUUUGUGCUGUGCAGUAUCAUCGGCCUUUUUAACUGAUCAUGUUCACUUUUUCCUCACUGUGUUUUAACUCUAGAAAUAUUGCAGUUUGAAUGUAUGACUUUGGUACUUUGGUACAAUAAACAAACCACCGGGGUCAGCUGUUGAAGGUCUGCUCCCACACUAGUCCUGGAGGAGGAUCGGGCUCUUCCAGCCAACCAGCUGAGAGAGGUCAUUUACAGCCCCUCCACGGUUCCCCCUGCUGGGGCCUUGUCAACCAAUAGGCCUUCACAGUUCCAGCUUAUGACUAGAAAAUGGCCACCCACCUCUCUCUGCUGUUACAGUACCAGUUUAGCUUCAGAGGGGACAAAAUAAUCCCAUUUAUGAACUGUAAAUAGUCAACAUAUUCUCACCUAUAUGUAUAUUUGCAUCAGUCUUAAACUGCGUUAAAGUAUCUAUUCUUUUAGAGGCUGUUUAUUUAAUGCUUUAUGUCAGUCUUGUUCUUUCUUUUUCUAAUCAAAAAUCCAGACUGAUUAAUCAUAAAAUCAUAAAUAAUCAUAAAUUAUUCUGCUGUUCAUCAUUUUCUAGAAGUAGGUAUAAAAAAGAAGGCUGUGUUGGAACUAUUCCUACAUGUUUUUUAUGCGGCUCUGGGGUUCAGUAGUCCUAAUCUCUUUGCCUGUUCACACUCUCAUACUGACCUCAUUAAUGAGACCAUGAUCUUAACUGUAUUCACACAGGCUCCAGCUGCAGCAGCUUUUCCCAAUGCCUUUAACUCCUGUCAUUUUUCUUGUAAUUCUCAAUCCACAUCCUCAAAAACAGCUGAGAUACCCGGAUGCUGCUCAGUUGACCUGUGAUUUAGCUGAUUGAUUAACAGAAAUCUGAAGGGACUGAUUCUGAUGACUUCUGGUAUUUAAUGGUCGUAUAUGAAAUAAAUAGUAUUUUCCUUGGCUCA